Messenger RNA from Aspergillus uvarum CBS 121591, 776 nucleotides. Its product is annotated as 40S ribosomal protein uS4. Gene Ontology annotation, cellular component: cytosolic small ribosomal subunit. NCBI's taxonomy places the organism in Eukaryota, Fungi, Ascomycota, Eurotiomycetes, Eurotiales, Aspergillaceae. Gene Ontology annotation, molecular function: rRNA binding; structural constituent of ribosome. The coding region runs from base 1 to 579 and encodes 192 amino acids. The transcript is spliced from 6 exons. Gene Ontology annotation, biological process: positive regulation of translational fidelity; translation. The record is from RefSeq and is a predicted model, not a curated record.
AUGGCCCCCGUCCCCCGCGUUUACUCCAAGACCUACAAGGUCCCUCGUCGUCCUUUCGAGUCGGCCCGUCUUGACUCGGAACUGAAGAUUGUCGGCGAGUACGGCCUGCGCAACAAGCGUGAGGUUUGGCGUGUCCAGCUCACCCUGUCCAAGAUCCGUCGUGCUGCUCGUGAGCUCCUCACCCUCGACGAGAAGGACCCCAAGCGUCUUUUCGAAGGUAAUGCUUUGAUUCGCCGUCUGGUCCGCAUCGGUGUCCUCGAUGAGUCCCGCAUGAAGCUCGAUUACGUCCUGGCCCUCCGUGUUGAGGACUUCUUGGAGCGUCGUCUUCAGACCUGCGUCUACAAGCUUGGCCUUGCCAAGUCCAUCCACCACGCUCGUGUCCUGAUCAAGCAGCGCCACAUCCGUGUCGGCAAGCAGAUCGUCAACGUUCCCUCUUUCAUGGUCCGCCUCGACUCCCAGAAGCACAUCGACUUCGCUCUCACCUCCCCCUACGGUGGUGGCCGCCCUGGCCGUGUCCAGCGCAAGAAGGCCGCUGCUGCUUCCGGCGGUGCCGGUGAGGAGGAGGAAGAGGAGGAGUAAACGAUUUAAAACUGGAGUACGGACGGGUUUCGUUAGCGAAAUUAUAACUGCGGGGUUCCUUUAUGGCUGCAGUAUCGCGUAUCACGUUGUACGGUCUUGCAAUACCAUGAAUGAACAAAUAGCCUUCGGCUCACUUUCGAUACCCUACUCUCUUCUCUGUGUAGUUGCGCGUGUGCUGCCAAUUUCAUGCAUUCUCA